This is a messenger RNA of Oncorhynchus gorbuscha (pink salmon), 3511 nucleotides long. Its product is annotated as kinase non-catalytic C-lobe domain-containing protein 1-like. The transcript is spliced from 5 exons. Gene Ontology annotation, biological process: small GTPase-mediated signal transduction. Gene Ontology annotation, molecular function: guanyl-nucleotide exchange factor activity. Lineage: Eukaryota; Metazoa; Chordata; Actinopteri; Salmoniformes; Salmonidae. Bases 181 to 678 code for a protein of 165 amino acids. The record is from RefSeq and is a predicted model, not a curated record.
GUACGGUGUGAUCUCUAUAUCGACGUGCAUCAUUAAGUCAUUGAACACACACACACAUCAUUUAUUUGCAUUCACAGUCAGCCGUUGCCCAUUGAAUCGAAUUACAUCCAAGCGGCUUUGCUCACCAAGUUUCUCCUAAUUGCCAAACACUGCUAUGAAUCAAGAGACUUUGCCACAGCAAUGCAGGUUUUUGGAGGCCUGGAGAAUGUGAUUGUCAGGCAAUUGCCGGCUUGGAAACAUCUGUCUACCAAGGUGUGUGAGGUCCUUGAGGAUCUGCGAGCUUUGCAGGUCUUUCUGAAGAGUGAUAACCUGUGUCUGAUGGGAGGAGAGCAUGUGAGGAGGAGACCCACCCUCCCUGCUGUCCACAUCCUGGCCAUGCACAUCCAGCAGCUGGAGAUAGGAGCCUUCACUCUGACCAGUGGCGCCUACAAGUGGCCAAAACUCAGAACCAUAGCCAAGGUGGUGAGUCAGGUGCAUGCAUUCCAGGAGACGGUGUACUCCUUCACUCCUGACCUGGGGCUGCAGGCCUACAUCAGACUAAGAAUAGCCCACCUCAGUGGCUGUGACAUUCCCCUGCUGGCUGCAGACAACGAGGCCAACUUCCACCACAACCCCGCUGACCGACACACCCGCAGGAUCCAGAACACACUGAAGAGGGUGAAGGCCACCUUCCAGUGACCCGCAUCCUUGCUAAUCUAGGAUCAAUUUGGUCUAUUAAGAUAAAAUGAAUAUGAUUAUAUGGACAGAGAGGACCUAUUCCUAGCCCAGGUCAGACAACUACUCAACAGACUUCGAACCCUCCACACCCCACUGGGUUCCUAUAGUAGCAGGGACUGUGUGGGUGUCUGGGAAAAACUGUUCAUUUUUCUCUGUUUAUUGGUAAUAUUUUUUUGUUGUAAGAAUCCAGCUCAACCUCCCACAUUGCACCCCAUAGCCUGACAACCCACAGCACACAUCCAACUCCUUGAUUAUCUCCAAAGCGGACUCCAAUGCCAAGUGAAACUUUGAAUUGUUUUUUAUUUUAUUUUUUAUAUUGGGAUGAGGAGAGUAGAAAACAGUAUGGGACUUUUAAAAAUCCUUCUGGUGGAGGCAUAUCGAUGCUGGCGUUUCUCUUGCUCGUCUCCGAGACAACAUAAUGAUGAUAAUGUGCAACAAUAUUUCAUGAUGAGUUGACGUCAUGUCUUUAAAUCACUUUAAUUCACUAAGUGUACUAUGCUAAAUGAGAUGUUUUGAUACAACCACAGCUAGCUAAUGACCAUUUUCAUCCCUCCGGAUCACCAUUUUAAAUACAUUGACAAUGGCUAUUUGACAUGAUAAUUACAGCAUUUCAAGAUACAAGAGAAAUAUCAAAAUCCUGAUCUAUUUGGCUAUUAUGACAAAAUGAUUUCAAAUACCUGAAUAAUUGCUAUAGUUCCACACACUAAGUGUUUUUAAAAUAUUUUUUAAACAAACGUUAAUGUUGCAAUGUAACUACGGUGUAUAUAGGAUACAAAUUAUUGCAUAGUCAGACUUGCAAAGGUGAAAUUAGAUCAUUUUCUAAACAUGUGAUUUGCAAACUAAUUGAAACAACUGCAAUAAAUGUUUUAAUAGAUUGAGUUUGCUACACAUUUUGAGCAUGGUAUGCUACCUUCUUAUCCCUGGUUGAUUAAUGCUAAAACAUCAUGAAAUGUUCUGUCUUUCUUUCAGUCAAAAACUAUAUAUAUCAACAUACAUGCAUGUGGCAUAACAAAAACAUAAACAUUGGCAUAAUCAUACUACUAUAUUUAGCACAUUGACAUCUUGUUAAGUUAAUUCUCGUUUUAAAUGAUGUACUGAAUAUGAGAAUUAAGUGCUGUAGUUACAAUUAUUGUAUGUCUCCUAGCACUAUUUCAAGCAUCUAAAAACGCAAAGUAAAUUACCUUGUAAUCUUUCAUGUUUCAGAGUCUGAUGUAAAUGUGCUAAAUAUGUUAGUUUAUGCCAAAUGCCUCUUUUUGGGGGGUCUUUUUCCACGUAUGUUCAUAUAUUUUCUAACUGAAAGAAAAGUUCCUGAUUUUUUUAUAUAACUCAUCAACCAGGGGACGAGAAUGUAGCCCACCAUGCUUAAAAUGAGAAGCGAACUCAAUCUAUGAAAAGAUGUAUUGUAUCUUACUUGAGUUUUUGUAUGGAUUUAUAGCAACACCACAAACAAACAGAAACGACCUGAUCGCUGAGGAUCGAAGAGCAUGCGUCAGUGACAGGCUCAUUGUGUGUGGAGAUGUUAUAGUUGUGGGUCCAAUGUGUCUCCGACUACUAAGGACGUUGCCACAGAGGCCAGGAAAUAUGCUCUGUAUGGAAACGACUUCCCCCGGCGGCGUCCCGUGAGGACCGGACAGCAUCCAUUGUUAUCUGACGGGAUCAGGGCACCUCUUCAAAGCACUCGAGAUAAAGGGUCGUAAUUGGGAGGCUGAGAAGCAAUAGUCAGAUCAUCGAUAAAGGAGACAUUCAAUAUAUCCUUAUCUGCAUUGUCAUAGCUAAGCGAUAAUUUUAGGGGUAUUGUCCCGUAGCUGCUGGGGGUCUUCCAUCUGAAGAGACUGAAACACGUGAAGGGCUUCGUAUACAGAGAGAAGGGACACCUGGCGACAUUGGCCUGGUUGGAUCAUUUGGGUUGACCAAAUUUCUUCAACUUCCCAUUUCUAGAUGUUUUUGACAUUCUUUCUGGCGAACAUCUGGCUGGAAUGCAAUUUUGGACAGGCCUCUUUGGGGAUAUUUUACGCAUGUGUAAGCAAUGCAAAACCACAUGUACCCAAGCCAAUGUAGGCGUUUUUCAGACUUCUUUAGAGCUUGCUCUCCAUGAUUUACAUUACAAUCAAACCUAAUUGUGUUGCUACUGUAAUACCUUUGAUCUGUAAUGUUUAAACCGAUUGCGCCAAAUGCUGUCUCGUUGGGCCAGUGGCGCCAGUGCUCACCGGGGUAUCGAAGAGGUGUUAAUGCUAAACCAUUAGAGUAGUAUUUUACUUGCCUUUGCUUUACAUUUGAUUUCAGUGUUGUGGAAGGGGCUUAGAAAGGAACGAUGUAAAUGAUCAGUCUGCAAUGUUGUGUAAAAUCAUUUAAAUAAUUAAUAUCAGAGUGGUCAACUGUAAAGGAUUAUAAAAUAUCAUUCCAUUCCCAUAAAAUCAUAGAGGCCACAGUAAUUGCUUGAAAUGUAUGUGUACGAUCCCACGACCGUCUUUAAACGUUUCAAUCAGGUGGGGUGCAGAACUCCACCACUUUCGGUUUAGUUUAAUAAAAGAUACUGUUGCAAAAGCGUUAAAGGGAGGGGCAAAGUGCUGUUUUUUAGACCGAUUAGCCUCGCGAUGUGUGAACUCGUGCAAACAUUAUCUGUCAAUCAUUUUGGAUUUAAAAGGUCUAGGUAGCCUAGUCAGCCCAAGUUGAAUCAAUAAUCACAAUAGACCCGGAGUUAUUAGGCCUACAUGAUGCAAACAUGCACAAAGCAGUUAUAUUGUCCAUUCAUGUUGCUGUCACUGUUUCUGUGUAGGCUAGAGGACACCCCCCU